AUGGAACUUUAUGUUUUCUUUAUAUAUGUAGUCGGGAAGACACUUCAUAAAAAGAUCCAAAACACUAAUUUACUAUUAUUAUUCGGAAAACUUUGUUUUUUCACAAAUAUAAAAGUUUUCAUAUUUAGUGAGAAAAUGAGCUUCCUUAUUCGUUCCAUCUGUUUCCUUAUCCUCAUUCCUAGUUUUCUAAUCACGUUUGUUUCAGCUACGCAACACUUGUGUCAUUCCGACCAAAAGGAUGCUCUUCUUGAUUUCAAGAAUGAGUUUGGGAUGGUUGAUUCAAAAUCAUGGGUGAACAAAAGUGAUUGUUGUUCGUGGGAUGGUAUCACGUGUGAUGCUAAGUCGGGAAACGUGAUCGGGCUAGACCUUAGUUCUAUCUUCCUCUAUGGCCAGCUCAAAUCCAACAGUAGUCUUUUUAAACUGCGUCAUCUCCGUGAUCUAAACCUCGCUAACAACAAUUUCAACAAUUCGCCAAUACCAGCUGAGUUUGAUAAACUCACAGGGCUAGAAAGACUUGACCUCUCUCAGUCUUCACUUUCAGGCCAAAUUCCAAUCAAUCUUCUUCAGCUAACAAAGUUGGUGUCUCUCGAUCUUUCUUCUAGUGAUUUUUUCGGUGAUGAAUCUUUUCAUUAUUUAUCCAUUGAUAAAUCUUUUCUUCCUCUACUUGCUCGAAACUUGAGGAACCUUAGAGAACUAGAUAUGAGCUACGUAAAAAUUUCUUCAGAAAUCCCCGAGGAGUUUUCAAACAUACGGUCUCUAAGAUCUCUAAAUCUUAAUGGCUGCAACCUAUUUGGAGAAUUUCCAAGCAGUAUUCUUCUGAUUCCCAACUUACAAUCUAUUGACUUAGGGAACAAUCCUAAUCUGAGAGGCAAUCUUCCCGUUUUUCAUGAAAACAACUCUUUGCUAAAGUUGACCAUUUUGUACACAUCCUUUUCAGGUGCCAUACCUGACUCCAUUAGUAGCCUAAAAAAUUUGACCUCUUUGACCCUUUCCGUUUCUUAUUUCUCUGGGAAGAUUCCAUUUUCACUUGGGAAUCUUUCCCAUCUCUCCCAUCUUAGUCUCUCUUCUAAUAAUCUUAUUGGUGAAAUCCCAUCUUCAAUUGGCAAUCUAAACCAAUUGACCAAUUUUUAUGUUGGUGGUAACAAGCUUAGUGGAAACUUGCCAGCUACGCUAAGCAAUUUGACCAAACUAAAUACAAUCUCUCUCUCUUCCAACCAGUUCACAGGUUCCCUUCCACCUAGCAUUAGCCAACUCUCUAAACUGAAGUUCUUUUUUGCUGAUGAUAAUCCUUUUAUAGGAGCCAUUCUUUCACCCCUACUCAAGAUUCCCUCAUUGACUAGGAUCCAUUUGAGUUAUAACCAACUCAACGACCUUGUUGGGAUUGAGAAUAUCUUUAUGUUACCUAAUUUAGAAACCUUUUAUAUUUACCAUUACAAUUACACCAAAGUCCGUCCACUUGACUUAAAUGUCUUCUCGUCUCUCAAGCAGCUAGGCACAUUAUAUAUCUCACGCAUCCCCAUUUCAACCACAAACAUCACUUCUGAUUUUCCAUCAAAUUUGGAAUAUUUGAGCUUAAGAAGCUGCAACAUCACUGACUUCCCUGAGUUCAUAAGAAAGGGGAGAAAUCUACAGAUUCUAGAUCUUUCCAACAACAAAAUCAAAGGUCAAGUACCAGACUGGUUGUGGAGAAUGCCAACGUUGAAUAGUGUGGAUCUUUCUAACAACUCGCUCAGCGGUUUCCAUGUAUCCGUAAAAGCAUCUCCCGAGAGUCAACUCACGAGUGUAGACCUAAGCUCAAAUGCUUUUCAAGGACCACUCUUCCUCCCGUCCAAGUCUCUCAGAUAUUUUUCUGGUUCCAACAAUAACUUCACCGGAAAGAUACCUCGAUCAAUAUGUGGACUAAGCUCUCUAGAGAUCCUAGAUCUAUCAAACAACAACCUCAACGGCUCACUCCCUUGGUGUUUAGAAACUCUUAUGAGUUCUCUUUCAGAUCUAGAUCUCCGUAACAACAGCCUCAGCGGAAGUCUUCCUGAAAUAUUUAUGAAUGCCACGAAGUUAAGGUCACUUGACGUCAGCCACAACCGAAUGGAGGGAAAGCUUCCUGGUUCUCUUACUGGUUGCUCUUCUCUGGAAGUUCUAAAUGUGGGAAGCAAUAGAAUCAACGACAUGUUUCCCUUCGAGUUGAAUUCUUUACAGAAGCUUCAAGUUCUUGUCCUCCACUCUAACAAGUUUCAUGGCACAUUACAUAACGUUGAUGGGGUUUGGUUUGGAUUUCCUCAGUUGCAAAUCAUUGAUGUAUCACAUAAUGACUUCUUCGGUAUCUUGCCAUCUGAUUACUUCAUGAACUGGACUGCGAUGUCCUCCAAGAAAGAUAAUAAUAUAGAGCCAGAGUACAUUCAGAAUCCUAGUGUAUACGGUUCCUCACUUGGCUACUACACUUCACUUGUCUUGAUGAGUAAAGGAGUAUCAAUGGAGAUGGAACGUGUCCUUACAAUCUACACGGCCAUCGAUUUAUCAGGGAAUCAACUACAUGGAAAGAUUCCUGAUUCUAUUGGUCUGCUGAAGGAGCUUCGAAUUCUGAACAUGUCAAGCAAUGGUUUUACAGGCCACAUCCCAUCUUCUUUAGCAAACCUGAAGAAUCUUGAGUCACUCGACAUAUCCCAAAACAAUAUCUCUGGUGAGAUUCCUCCUGAGCUCGGGACUCUCUCUUCUCUCGCGUGGAUAAACGUUUCACAUAACCAGCUUGUAGGUUCCAUACCACAAGGCACACAAUUUCAACGGCAAAAAUGCUCUUCCUACGAAGGAAACCCCGGACUUAAUGGUCCUUCUCUUGAGAAUGUUUGUGGACAUAUCAAAGAGUCAACACCAACACAAACCGAACCGUUGGAGACAAAAGAAGAAGAAGAAGAAGAAUCAUUUAGUUGGAUAGCAGCAGGUUUAGGCUUUGCACCUGGAGUUGUAUUUGGACUAGCGAUGGGAUACAUAGUGGUUUCAUACAAGCAUCAAUGGUUCAUGAAGACUUUCGGACGAAGCAAGCAACAGAACACCAGAACUCGUUAAGUCAGCCAUCGAUCAUUUUUCCAUUCUUGUUGUUAUGGUCAUAAAUAAUUUGUUGUAUUUCAUGUAGAAAAG
Molecule: messenger RNA, 3132 nt
Organism: Arabidopsis thaliana (thale cress)
Lineage: Eukaryota; Viridiplantae; Streptophyta; Magnoliopsida; Brassicales; Brassicaceae
Gene: RLP7
Product: receptor like protein 7
Exons: 1
Coding region: 1-3060 (1019 amino acids)
Biological process (GO): signal transduction
Cellular component (GO): plasma membrane
Source: RefSeq, marked reviewed